AUGGUUCACAACCAAGAUCACCACCAGGCGGGUCACUACCAAGAUCACCACCAGGCAGGUCACCACCAAAAUACCACUAGGCAGGUCACCACCAAGAUCACAACCAGGAAGAUUACCACCAAGAUCCCCACCAAGCAGGCCAUCACCAAGAUCACCACCAGGCAGCUCAACACUAAGAUCCCUACAAGGCAGGUCAACUCCAUGCAGGUCACCACCAGGAUCACCAUCAGAAAGGUCACCACCAAGAUCCCCACAAGGCGGGUCGCCAUCAAGAUCACAACCAGGCAGGUCACCACCAAGAUCGCCACCAGACAGAUCACCAUCAAUGUCCCCACAAGGCAGGUCAACCCCAGGCAGGGCACCACUAAGAUAACAACCAGGCGGGUCACCAACAAGAUCCCCCUCAGGAGGGUCACCAACAAGAUCCCCAUCAGGAGGGUCACCACCAAGAUAAUCAGCAAGAUCACAACCAGGCAGGUCACCACCAAGAUUACAACCAGGCAGGUCACUACCAAGAUCACAACCAGGCAGGUCACUACCAAGAUCACAACCAGGCAGGUCACCACCAAGAUCCCUACCAGGCAUGUCACCACUAACACCACCACCAGGAAGAUCAUCACCAAGAUCCCCACCAGGCAGGCCACCACCAAGAUCACCACCAGGCAGGUCAACACCAAGAUCCCCACAAGGCAAGUCAACUCCAUGCAGGUCACCACCAGAAAGAUCACCACCAGAAAGGUCACCACCAAGAUCCCCACAAGGCAGGUCGCCAUCAAGAUCACAACCAGGCAGGUCCCCACCAAGAUCGCCACCAGACAGAUCACCACCAAUGUCCCCACAAGGCAGGUCAACUCCAGGCAGGGCACCACCAAGAUCCCCACCAGGCAGGAUAAUAUUAAGAUCACCACGAAGAUAACCACCAACUGGGUCACCAACAAGAUCCCCCUCAGGAGGGUCACCAACAAGAUCCCCAUCAGGAGGGUCACCACUAAGAUAAUCAGCAAGAUCACAACCAGGCAGGUCACCACCAAGAUCACAACCAGGCAGGUCACUACCAAGAUCACAACUAAGCAGUUCACCACGAAGAUCCCCACCAGGCAGGUCACCAACAAGAUCACAACCAGGCAUGUUACCAUCAAGAUCACUACCAGGAAGAUCACCACCAAGAUCCCCACCAGGCAGGCCACCACCAAGAUCAACACCAGGCAGGUCAACACCACGAUCCUCACAAGGCAGGUCACCUCCAGACAGGUCACCACUAAGUAG
Molecule: messenger RNA, 1266 nt
Organism: Bufo bufo (common toad)
Lineage: Eukaryota; Metazoa; Chordata; Amphibia; Anura; Bufonidae
Exons: 3
Coding region: 1-1266 (421 amino acids)
Source: RefSeq, a predicted model, not a curated record